This is a messenger RNA of Aspergillus oryzae RIB40, 318 nucleotides long. RefSeq lists its product as uncharacterized. The record is from RefSeq and is a predicted model, not a curated record. The transcript is spliced from 2 exons. Lineage: Eukaryota; Fungi; Ascomycota; Eurotiomycetes; Eurotiales; Aspergillaceae. The coding region runs from base 1 to 318 and encodes 105 amino acids.
AUGCAUCAGAGAAUUACCCCUCAAUGCGGGCUCCUUGACCCCAUACCGUUCACUAGCCAGCGAACACUUCACCUCUUGGCGGUGAAGAAGUUCAUCACAGCCCCUGACGCACUGUCGAUCACUGCCUGUCAACCACAAGUGAACGUUCAACAAUCUGUGUUGCCUGAACUGGUGGCUGGGGUGGACACGUUGUCUUUGCAAUUCAUCCAUCAAUCAUCUACGGUCAUUGUCUUGCAUCUGAACAGCGUGUACAAAGGGCCUACGACCACGGAAGACCUCGGUGAUCCAUUUGAGAUAGCGCCAUUCUCUCUUGCGUGA